This is a messenger RNA of Nylanderia fulva, 2551 nucleotides long. RefSeq names its product elongator complex protein 2 (gene Elp2). Gene Ontology annotation, molecular function: protein binding. NCBI's taxonomy places the organism in Eukaryota, Metazoa, Arthropoda, Insecta, Hymenoptera, Formicidae. Gene Ontology annotation, cellular component: elongator holoenzyme complex. Gene Ontology annotation, biological process: tRNA wobble uridine modification. The record is from RefSeq and is a predicted model, not a curated record.
UUUUCUGCUGACGCGACCCUCAUCUCCAUGCUUCAAGCACGUGCGACGUGCGGUCGCGGAUGACACUUGGACCGCUUGGACGCGAUGACUUCGACGCGUUACAUCGCCUGUUCGUGUAACCGCGUGCCCCAUUGCGCCGAUUGGGGCACGAACGGUCUGAUCUGUUUCGGCACGUGCAACGCGAUCGCGAUAUACGAGCCGGACGCGUUCGUGGGUCGCGUCACGCACACGCUACACCGGCAUCGCGAUCGCGUCAACACCGUGCACUGGAUAAGACCAGCCAGAGACGGCGCGUCAGAAACGGAACUGUUAUCCGGUUCCGUAGACGGAACCGCGAUUAUCUGGAGGCUCGAGGAGAGCCAAGAUAACAGCAAACAUUGCCAAGGUUUUUGCGUCAGUUCGGUCCUGGACGUGGGAAGUAUCGUCACCUUCGCCGACUCUCUCCAAUUAUCUGACGACGGCAUUUCGUCGCCUCAUUCGAGGCUGCUGAUAUGCACGGGUUCGAUCAACGGCGAGUUGAAAUUGUGGUUGAGACAGGAAGGCGUCCGAAUUACUCAGACCAUUUCCCAUGGAAGAAAAUUAUCGAUAUACUGUCGUCUGACGUACUUGCCGAAUCCUAAAUGUCCCCUCCUGGCUGUGGCCUUGGAGGAUGCCUCCGUCCAAUUGUACAUUAAAGAGUCCGAAGACUCGAAUUUUGUAAGAGUUCAGAGUUUACUUGGACACCAAGACUGGGUGAGAUGUAUCGAUUUCCAUCGCGAUUGCGACGGAAAUGUUUUCCUGGCGACUGGAUCACAGGAUAAUACGAUACGAUUGUGGAGAAUCACCAGGGAAUCGUCGAGCGAUGAACAAAAAAGAGAUAUCUUUAUGAUAAACAAUAGAGAAUAUAGUGUUAUUCUGGAAUCUGUUCUUUCUGGUCACGAAGGUUGGGUUUACGGAGUGCACUGGCAGCUUAUAAGAGAGAAUCAGAAUCAAACUACAAGAUUGUUGUCCUCUUCGCUGGACAAGUCUAUGAUAAUAUGGGAAUUGGAUGAGUCCAGUGGAAUUUGGAUUGAAAGAGUACGUGUUGGAGAAGUUGGCGGCAAUUCCCUGGGCUUCUAUGGCUGUAAAUUUAGCCCAGAUGGAUUACAUAUAUUGGCGCAUGGUUACCAAGGUUCCUUUCACAUUUGGAAAUAUUCCCAAGAAGUUGCAAAUUGGAUUCCACGAUCUACACCCAGUGGUCAUUUCUCUGAAGUAAUCGACUUGUGCUGGGAACCAAGAGGAAGAUUUCUCAUCACAGCUAGCACAGAUCAAACUACGAGAGUUCAUGCACCAUGGAAGGAUGAUCUUAAGGAAUUAUGGCAUGACAUCGCGCGUCCUCAGAUACACGGAUACGACAUGACAUGUUUAGUUAUGUUAACACCGUACAUGUACGCUUCCGGAGCGGAGGAGAAAGUGGUGCGCAUUUUCACGGCCACGUCAGCGUUUAAAAAUCGUCUAAGACUGCUAGCCGAUAAUGUCGAAGACUUCAAAUUUACAGCGGCCUUUGGUGCUAUCGUACCAUCUCUUGGUUUAACGAAUAAAGCAACGUUCGACAACGAAGAAAACGAUCAGCGCGAAAACAAAAGAGAUCCAAUGACGAAAAAUGUUGCGUAUGAACCACCUACGGAAGAGGAACUGACACAAAAUACACUUUGGCCGGAAUUGCAAAAGCUUUAUGGCCAUGGUUACGAAAUAUUCUGCAUGACAGCGAGACACGACGGACAAUUGUUAGCGACAGCAUGCAAAUCGACCAAUUUAGAACAUUCGGCAAUCAUCUUGUGGAGCACCGACACGUGGUCGCAAGUUCAAAAAUUAAUUUCUCAUCAAUUGACGGUGACGCAGAUGGAAUUCUCUCCGAAUGGCAGAUAUUUACUGUCUGUCUCUAGAGAUAGAAGAUGGUCAUUGUUCAAAAACGAAGGCGAAAAUUAUGCAUUAAUAGCAGUUAGCUUGAAGAAAGACAAUCCGCAUUCGCGAAUAAUUUGGUGCUGUACUUGGACGAGCGAUUCGAAUUAUUUCGCGACUGGUUCCAGAGACGGAAAAAUCGGUAUAUGGCUUGUAGAGACAAUGGAGGACAACAUUAAAGAUGUUAUACCAAAAACGAUUCUAGAUAAAAGAAACCAAUCGGUUACAGCACUAUGCUUUGCAUCAAGUUGCAUAAAAGGAUCUUAUAUUUUGGCUAUUGGAUAUGAAACAGGAUGCAUAGAAAUUCAAAAAAUCACUGUUAAUUUGGAGAAUAUAUGGUCGAGAUUGUUGGAAUAUGAUACUUCCCAGGCUCAUCAUUUAACUGUAAAGAGACUUAUGUUUCGACCUAACAAUGAACAUUCAUGCAGCAUAUUGCAAUUAGCAAGUUGCAGUUCUGAUCAUUCAGUUAAAAUAUAUGAUAUAAAUCUAUCAUCGGAUUUAAAGACGUAAUUUUUAUAAUGCACAAAUAUAAAUUGUACUCUAAUAUUGCGUUAUUCUUAUAUAAAAUUGUACACAAUUUUAUGCAAAAGAAUUGUACAAAUAUUUGUCAAAUGUUGAAAGUUCUAUAUAA